AUGGCGGACCAGCGCCACCACCACCAGCUCCAGCCCGCGUCGCUCGCCUGCACCAACUGCGUCACCCAGCGCGCCGUCGUCUACUGCUCCGCCGACGGCGCCCGGCUCUGCCUCGAGUGCGACGGCGCCGUGCACGGCGCCAGCCCACUCUUGGCCCAACACCCGCGCGCCCCGCUCUGCGACGCCUGCGCCGUCGCCCGCGCCGCGAUCCGCUGCAAGACCGCCGGCAACCCGGCCCCGGCCACGCUCUGCGACGCCUGCGCCGACCGCCUCGCCACGCAGGACGGCGCCUCCCUCGUCCAGGAAUACACCGGGUGCCCCACGCCCGCCGAGAUCCUCCGCCUCCUCUCCGUCGACGCGCCGCCGUUGCACGAGGACUUCGACGCCUGGCUCGCCGACAAGCUGCCCCAGAUCAUGCAGGACGUUCAGCUUGGUUUAAUUUCUUGGCAGCGACAGCAGCUGCUGCCACCGUCGAUCUGCCAGAUCCUGUCAUCAUCAUACUCAUGUUAUAAUCCAUCCUCCUCCUCGUGCCAGCCGGUCAUGACAUCGACUACUCUUCUCCAAUCCAUGGGAAGCAACGAUCACCAUCCUUCGCUGCUCCUCGAUGGCUUCCCUACUUUCUGCCCUUCCAUGCCCCUAAUGUCGCCACCGCCACCUCCACCGGAGAAUGGCACCGGCUGUCACGAUGCCAACCAACCAUCACAGAUGCUGCCCACGGAUGAGCAAGCAACAGCGGCUCAUCAUCAGCAAGAUCCAAGCACCAUUGCUAAGAAGCGAGAGGAAAGGGACAGGGCCAAGCAAAGGUACAACGAGAAGAAGAAGAACAGAAAGUAA
Molecule: messenger RNA, 834 nt
Organism: Hordeum vulgare subsp. vulgare (domesticated barley)
Lineage: Eukaryota; Viridiplantae; Streptophyta; Magnoliopsida; Poales; Poaceae
Product: zinc finger protein CONSTANS-LIKE 14-like
Exons: 2
Coding region: 1-834 (277 amino acids)
Molecular function (GO): zinc ion binding
Source: RefSeq, a predicted model, not a curated record